AUGGAUCGCGACCGCUCUUCGUGCCGCACUCGCGACGACGACGGGCACCACCGAUCCCGCGACCGGGAUGACGACCGACACCGCCGCCGCAGUCGCCACGACACCGACGCUCACCACUGGCGCGACGGCGGGGACGAGGACCGCCACCGCCGCCACCACCGCGACAAGGACAGGGGCGGAGGAGGUGAGGAUGACCGCCACCAGCGUCACCAUCACGACAAAGACGACAGCCGUAGCCACCGCUACCGCGACGGUGGGGACGACGACCACCACCGCGGGAACCGACGGUCCGUUUCCCUGUCCGAGUCCCCGCCACCCUCGUCGAAGCGGGACCGCUCGUCUAGCCGCCCACAGGAGUCCGUCGAGCGCCGCGACUCCACCGACCACGAGCCGCGGUCGUCGUCGCGGAAGCGGAAGGGCCACGAGGGCGGUGGCGACAGGGACGAGCCCGGCCGCGAAGGGGGAAAGCGGGUCAGGGCAUCCGUAGAUCCACCUCCGCCCAAGGAGGAGAGGCCUAGGUGGGCGCGGAGGUUUGAGGAUGUCGAUGCGAUUGGGAAGAAUGGUGAUGUGAGUAAGCUGGGUAAGGAAAUCUCAUCUCAUGAGCGAAGAAGGGGGAGCUAUCAUUUAACGGGAUUCACAGAAUCGGCGAUGCGUAAUGGCAUCAUCACCUCGGUUGGUUAG
This is a messenger RNA of Miscanthus lutarioriparius, 681 nucleotides long. The record is from the annotation of a GenBank genome assembly. Lineage: Eukaryota; Viridiplantae; Streptophyta; Magnoliopsida; Poales; Poaceae.